AACCUGAUGAAGGUGGCUGCGCAGAACUUCGUCCAGAACACGAGCAUCGACAGCGGGCAGAAAAUCAGCGAAGUUCCCGUGCAGAGAGUGGACAAAAGCCUGGAGGAAUUUUACGCCUUGUGUGACCAGCUCGAACUCUGUCUGCGCCUGGCCUACGAGUGCCUUUCCCAGAGCUUCGACAGCGCCAAGCACUCGCCCACCCUGGUGCCCACCGCCACCAAGCCCGACGCGGUCCAGGCCGAGAGUCUGCCCUACACCCAGUACCUCAGCAUGAUCAAGUCCCAGAUCUCCUGCGCCAAGGACAUCCACAACGCGCUCCUGGAGUGCUCCAACAAGAUCACGGGCAAGAUGCCCUCGCAGGGGGCCUUGUGACCCGCAGGGUCCGUCUGGAUUCUGACCCCUGGACAGAAGGGCUGCGGCAAGAGGCAGAGGCCAAAUUCUGCGCCUCGGUCUUCCCUUCCGCUAAAUCUCCGCUCGUUCUUUCGGCCCUAUCCUCUGUGACGCUCAAGUUCUGGAUAGUGUUUGCGGCAGUCACCAAAAGUCUGCCCUCUGGGGGCCGUAAAGCUCUCCCAGGGGCGUCUGGCCAGUUUUCCCCACUUUUAUUUUCCAUGGAGAGAAAACCCCGGUGAGGUCUGCUCCCCCACAACUGCCGGGAAUUUCAGAACUGACUCUUUGAAAGAUGACUUCUCCCAAAGACGCAUCAGGCGGAUAAAUGUCUUUCUCCAACUUAGGACCCAGAAGACGAACCUGGGCAUGAAAUACAAUUUUUUUUUUAGGGACUUUGUUGUUGUCAAAUGUGUAUCUAUAAGAAGCUGACUUCUGGGCUGAGGAGGAAGCUUCUAGAAUCGUAUCUUUUUGUUUUUGUUCACUUUUCUGUUACACUUAUUGAAGACGUUGCAACACAAUAAAAUUUGCCUCAUCCUUUUA
Molecule: messenger RNA, 927 nt
Organism: Thamnophis sirtalis
Lineage: Eukaryota; Metazoa; Chordata; Lepidosauria; Squamata; Natricidae
Source: RefSeq, a predicted model, not a curated record